AUGGCGAAUCAGCCAGUCGAUGAAGAGGCUGGUAUCGGCCCUGCACUGUCUUAUCAGAUCCAGAGAACAAAUAGCCGCCCAUCCAACCGCAAAGGUACUCCACCACCACGGGAUGAGCUCAACAUUCCGAUUCAACGACGUCCCGCACGCGCAGCUGGGUCCGCCCGCUCUUCUAUCCAGGAUCCGCCAAACGAUGAUGAGCUUGAUGUUGACAGGCCCGAGAAAUGGAUUUGGACGCACUACGGGCAACAUCUUGUUACAAAAGUUAAGCCCUGGCCAUUCAUGUCCUCGAAGCAGGGCGAAGAAAGCUUCGAAGUCAACCUUGCCGAAGUGCAGCGGAUGUACUUGGUACAACUGCGGAUACGACUGGCUCGUCACAUAGGGCAGUGGGAGAAAACUGGCGAGCUGCACCGACUAAUCCCAGGUUCCACGGAUGCAGUCCAGGGCCUGCAAGACUACGACGACAUGGAUAAAAGAAACCAACAGUCGAGCAGCGACCCAUUUCGCAUGACAGGCGGGAAAAAACUAGAUCGCAUCAUUCUCGAGGCGGCAAUUGGAGAGGCCACGCAACGUCAGUUCAGGGGCAGGCAUGCUCGAGAUGUACGGAAGUGGGACAGCCAUAUGAGCGCCGUCGUCCCCUCCCGAACCGAAAAUCGGUACAGAAAUCUCCUUAGCCGGCUCCUGGUCUCGGCCGUUGGUGCUGGCUUUCUUAUUGGCCCUAUGUCGUUGAUGAUAUUAGAAACUGGGCUAUACGUUGCAUUGAUAUCCACCACUGUAUUCGUCACCAUCUUCGGGGCCCUUGUGGCUUGCUUCUUGGACGAGCAUAUACAUGUCUUGUCAACUACCGCGGCAUAUGCGGCCGUCUUGGUGGUAUUUGUGGGGCUUACGAGCGAAGCAAACAGGGCACAGGAAUAG
Chaetomium globosum CBS 148.51 is the source of this 915-nucleotide messenger RNA. RefSeq lists its product as uncharacterized. The record is from RefSeq and is a predicted model, not a curated record. The transcript has 2 exons. Lineage: Eukaryota; Fungi; Ascomycota; Sordariomycetes; Sordariales; Chaetomiaceae. Bases 1 to 915 code for a protein of 304 amino acids.